CUCAAGUCUUUCGUUGUUGAACUCCUUCACACGAUCACAGUUAUUAGUGGUGUUUUAAGUGAUGAGCAUUUUACGGUCGUUUGCGAAAUGGUUUCUCCCGCAAAUGGCUCUCUUGGCGUGUCACGUUCUUACGUACGCGGACGUGUGUGGUAUCCUGGCUGGCGAUGCAGCGAGCCACACACACGGCACUGCUCCGGCAACCAUAUAACUCUGGCGCACGCGCACACAGGACCUUCGUACUCUGUGCGGUCUCUUCGAUACGCUCCGGUGAAGAGAAACUGUAUUGAGUUAGUGUUGGAGAAACACAUAUCGGAAAAAGGGCACGACGGAAAAAAAGAGUCUACCACAAACCUAGGGCUUCGAACUAGGGUGGAACUUUUCACCGUACGGUCGUUCUUGUGGUGUGCUGCUGAUUGCGUUAAAGAACGCGUAUUUUGUGAACAGCAGCGGCUGAGCAACCAAAAGUUGCUUAAAUCAGUAUAACAAAAACCAGAACAGUGAAGCUUCGUAGUUAUCUUUUUCGGGUCAAAAAUUGUAUCUCAGUAGCUUGGAGAAUAGAAGCAAAUCGAAGCAAAAGAAAAACGACAGACAACCCACAAAAGGUUGCCUCCAUGGGAUAAAGGGAAUGAAAGAUUGUCCGAAACGGAACCAAAGUGCCCCGGUUGGGGUGUGUGCGUAUGUGUUUGGUGGUAUUAUAGCAGCAGAACCAAGAAAGCCAGAUCCAAAACGGAAACCGCAAAGUGUAUCCGAUCACCAUCCGAGAGUAGUCGUGGCUGAGGUUUGACGUCUCCUAGGCAUGCAGGAAAUGUGUACCGUCACAUGUGUGAAGCUGCCUGCUGAGACAAGUUGUGCAAGUCUACCCCGGAGUGCUAUCAAAUCCGGCGACCUGAAACUUUCUUCUCGCACACUUAGCUGGCAGACCGAAGUGAGCUACUGGGUCGUGUGAAUUCUGUGCUAGGGAGACACCGGUCAAAGUUGGUCAUACAUAUAGGUGUAGGACAUCCUGUCGAUGAACUGUGUACGCAAAAUAUACAGGAAGAAAGUGCAAAAAAUUGUGCUGACCGAAAGCGAAAAUAAAACAACCAGCCACAAAUCGACAAUAGGGUUGUCCUUUCACGUGUUAUCGUCAAAUCAAACGCGUGUCGAUUGCAUUUGGGGGAACUUCUCCCUACUGUUAGAACCAUCAGGUGUGGUGUGGCUGUGUAGCAGCAAAUCGUUCGCAUACGAGUGUAUUUCUGCAGUGGUUCACUAAGGACGAAAUCGCGAUGACUGCUCUCGCCCGCUAGCACCAGCUACACGGGUGCUGUGUGUGUGUGUGCGUGCGCGUCGAGAGUGUUGCUGUUUUGCGAGCGGGCUGUUUUGGUGUAGGUGCGUCGUGUGUUAUUAGCGGAUGUGACGCUGCUGGUCGUGACAGCACAAAACGGAAGAAAAGGGCAUCUCAGCAAGCCCACAGAGUGUACGGUGCGGUUAGUUCGAAGAGCAAUCGUAGUAAUCUGCGGUGGUGUAUAGCCGUUAAAGCAGAAGAUAUUGACGAAAUACACACGCACACACGAGGCCCCGUAAUCCUUCUGUAAUUGACUAAAAAUCCUCUCCGUCAGCAGUGCACAAGGGCCCACGCAGUUUCGCACGGUUUUUCACACCUGAACACUGGGUGCUGGGUGGAGGAAAGUACACCGUUAAGGCAGAGAAGGAACAAAGUAAACGGCGAUAAAAAAAAACAACAACAAAGAAUAAUACAGCAAAUAUUGCACGUCAAAAAUAAAUCAACAUCCUUUGCCAGGAAAAUGCUGAUUCGGUGGAAAAGCAAAGAUAAAAGCUCGUCAUCAACAUCGUCAUCGUCGAGCACAUCGAAAAAGAAACGGAAAGGAAGAGACAGCGAGGAUGACUGGCAAAAUGAUAAAAGCAACAGGAAUCAGCCGACCGAUCAAGCAACGAUCGACGACAGGCGACGAUCGGCCCGAAGCAGGGAGGAUCCCCGCCGACAUACGCUCGGGGGCGAUAUGCUACAGUACCAGGCCCAAACGCAACCUCCAAACAUUCAACGAUCGCUCGAUUUUGAAACCCCGCAGAUGCGUGUGUACACACCGACGAAUCAAGGUCCAUUGUUUGACGAUGAUCCUGGUAUCAUGUCCGAAGCCGAAACGGCCAGCACCGGCUUCCGGCGGGGUGGCAAACAACGCUCAUCGUUGCCUGUCGUAAGAACACCGUCGAAAACACUGGAACGACCGCUAGGGUUGGUAUUUUUGCAAUAUCGCUCGGAAACGAAACGUGCACUGCUACCGAACGAGAUCACGUCCAUCGAUACGGUCCGGGCACUGUUUGUGCGAUCCUUCCCGCGUCAGCUAACCAUGCAGUACCUCGAGGGUCCGAACGUGAAGAUAUACAUUCAUGAUUCGAGCAAGGACAUGUUUUACGAGCUGGAGGAUGUUAGAUCGCACCUUCGAGAAAUACGUGAUCGUUCCGUGCUACGACUGUUCGAGUCAAACGAAGUGAGCGCACCUCAGGUCCUGCCCGGUGGACAAAAUAUUCCACAGCCUCUACAACCGGCAGCAAUUCCAAACCAGUGGGAUCAAGAGCAGAGCUAUUUUAGUGAACCAGAAUUCGAUUCAGAGUAUCAACAUCAGCACAUUCACAAAAGCAAGCAACCUACAAAAACCCCAUACUAUGUUGGUACAACUCAAACGUUACCUAGAGGAAUGUACUCGGAUAGAAACAAGGGAGCAAUAGGAGUAGCAUCGAAACCGAUUCGUUCGUACGGCUCACGAGGCAAUAUUGCGGGUCCGAUGCCGUACACUACGGAGCAGCUGUACAACAUUCCAGAUGGAUAUAUGAGUUCGCCAGAACGUAGUGGAGCAUCGCGAGGAGCGUACGAAGAGCCUUACUACAGCCAAUACGGUACACGUUCCACGACCGUUACACCGAUUAUCGAUGAAGAACAAGGGGAUAUAUCGAUCGCGGAUGAUCAGUAUGCCAUGUAUGGUGUGAAAAAUGUUGGACGAAUUCCACGAGUGCCACCAAACCAGAUGUACGAUCAUACCAGAUCGGAAGAUCUCCAUAGAAUACGUGUCGAGCAUAUGGAGCGACAAUUGGCCAACCUUACCGGACUGGUCCAGAAAGCCCUCACGCAAAAUCCUCAACUACCGCUAGUUAACAACAGCCCAAAUAUUCUAAACAUCCCUGGACAAUAUCGUAAUGCUGAAGCUACUGGAGAUGGUACAGUUUGCACGCGCGAAAAACCACCAAAAUUGGGAAAAUCAACAUGUCACAAAUCGGUUUCGUUUGAAAAAUCUGUUUCCUUCAGUGACGAUAUUCAGGGUGUGCCGAAAUCUCACAGUCCACAACAUUCUGCAGACACAAAACCUCCUAAACCGGCAAUUAAAUCUUCAACAUUACCUAGAACCUCAUCACAGGAACGCGAUCGACUAAAACCACCACCACCUCCAAAGCCUCUGGUAAUGAUAGCGGGUAAUCAGUACCGUACAGAUCUAACACUCGCACCGGAAGUGUAUAAUCAACUGCGUGGCUUACAAAAGAAAGCGAUGGAUCUGCGAACGGAGGUCCGUACACUGCGUCGGUUAACGCAAACACAGGCUGUCGCUGUACGGGAGGACAUUAAGGACACUUUCAUGAGAAUACGCGCUACCUUGCUGUCCAAUUCAGGCUUCGUUUGGGGCCAAGGAGACAAGGAAAGGACAAAUCUUACAAGAGAAGAAGAAAUCUAUAAACAAGAAGUGAUUCGAUUGGAAAAGGAUUUGGCCGAUUUAGAAUCGUCGGUGGAAGGUCUAAGAGGUGAAGUAAUCAACAGAAGAACCCGCGUCAAUAUGGUCGCCGUUGAAGACAUGGCACUAGUGCUCAGUCGUGCAAGUAAAACUGUUGCUGAGCUGAAAAUGCGUUUCCCAGUGUUACAGCAAGGGUUGCGAAAUCUCAUUUCCAACGAAAUGGAGCAUGUUUGUCGAGAGGAAGCAUUCCUCAAAGAUGAACCCGAUCGGCUAGAAAACGCUUUGAGGCGAUGUAAAAAAUUAACCGGCACACUCGUGACGCUCAAAAGACUUGCGAGCGUACAGGAGCAACGAUUACCCAUACCGGAUACGACGGGCACGGAUGAAACGAUCAAACCUCCGGAAACACACAACAACGUGAAUAAGCCAAUCCCAAGUCCCCGUCUGGGGACAGUCGUUACCAGUGGAGGAAUCGCCCCAGAAAACGCACUCGAUGCUUUGCUAGAUGAGCUGCAAACCUUUGCCAAACCGCCGAACGGUGUUAACGAGCACCGACCGGACGACUCCACAUCAGACGAUAGUUCUCAAACGCUGCAAAACAGUAUCACGACUAAAAUCUCCCAGUCUCAGCUAUACCCCUCCGAGCCUGUAUCCUCUAAUGUUGGUCUCCGGCGGCUUCAUUCGUAUCCGAGCGGUUCGGAUACGGACACGAGUCCACCGCAACCGACCCGUCCGACUACCGGCAAACCGCCCGUUCCGGAACGCAACGCCGAGUUGCUCUCGAAGGUCAACAACAAGCGUGUACCACCGCCGCCUCCACCGCGUACAAGUUCCCGUAGCCCUCUGGCCAGCCCAACAAGUCCUCAUGUGCCGCAACAUCACCGUGGCCAGCAGCCAGUGGUGACGCUGUCCGAUUGUGAGCAGCAGCAGCGCACAUCCGAGGGUACCGAUUCCGGUAGUGAAUCCGUCUGUUCGGACAAUUCGCAGCGUCAGCUUGCGCUCGAGCUGCGCCACCAGGAGCUACUAAAGAAACAACGUCAGCUGCAGGAACAGUACCAACGGUUGCAGCAGAUGAGCAAAAAUGCCGUACCACUGGCGCCGACAACAAUGAAUCACGAUAUCAAGAAGACGGGUAGCGAGUCCAACCUGCCAGUGAAGAUGGGCUACAAUAUGACCGUGAGUGGGUCAAUGAAAAAUCUCUGUGGCGGUGGAGACGCCACAGUGCCUUUCGAUGCUGCGGCACCAACGGCUAACAACAUCGACCAUCAAGAUGGGAGCGACAGCUCCAGCGGUGGGCCAAAUUCGAUGGACGGUGUUAUCGGUGCGAAUGGAAACACCGGUUCCAUGCCAGCACACCUAACCAAAACAACCAACAAAGUCUAUGAAACGGACAUACUGUAAACGGACUUAUCACAUCCUUCAUUUUUCCCACAGAACGCUCGGACGGUAACAAGAAUCCGGUAGAUUUAGAUCAAUGCCGUCAAGACAAAUCUAGAAAAAUGCUUCACAGAUUAGUUGUUUCCAAGCUCUGCUCCAUUUCCUAAUUGCGCACUACCUAAUCGAAUGCAAAAAAGAAGUUUUUUUGUUUAGUAAGAUAUUCAAAUAUUUAUUAUUUUGUAGCUGAUCUCAUCGCGUCGCAAAGCGACUGGUAAAAAAACUUAGAAGGUUUAUGUAUUAAGUCAAUCCACGCGUCUAUCGUUUAUAGCAGUACCUGGUACAGUGUAGAAAUAUAAAUCCGUUUCAAUUUGUAUUUUUUACAAUUAAUUUCAAAUAUUUCGUUUUUUUCUUUUUCCUACUAAAUUCCAGUAAUAUGCAAGAAGAUGUAAUUAUUAGAUUUUUCACUGCAGAUAGGUUUCUCCUUUAUGAUUUUGAUCCCGGGAACAAGCCCGCAUGGAAACUGCUCUUUUUAUUGCAAAUAUUUUCUUUAUAGCCAAUACACGAUUAAAACUAAUGCAAGUCUAUUAAGGUACACUAUCAAACUAUUCCUACAACAGAACGAUAAAAUAUCUACCGCUUGUACGUGUGAUGUAUCGGCAUACAUCUACAGAUUGUGAAAGAGAUUGUGCCCAAAAAUUACCAGUAUUGCACAAUAAUGCACAUGUGUGUUCAUCAUUUGAUGUUUGCACAAACUAAACGAAAUGCUGCAACUAGAACUACACAUUCCUCCUAGCUCAACGGAACCUUCGUAAACCAUUUACCCUGUCCAGAUUAUAGUGCUUACCAAACGCAAAAGGAUGCUUGAAACCGAACUAGAUUAUUAACCGACCGAUCCGAUGUAAUACUCAACAAGAACCAACAGUCUUCUGAAACACUUUAGUCUGUACGCAAUGUUUAGGACGAGUGUGUCGUACUAGAGCAAGAGAGAGAGAGAGAGAGAGAGAAAAUUAACAGAAGGCAUCUGUUGGAGGAAUGUUAUUACUUAUUGAUUUGUAUAAGGAUAAAUCUAAAUCACACUGAUAUGAUCGAUCGAGAUGCAGCAAGGAUAAAAGCAAAUGGAGCUAUAGAAUAUUACAAGUUCAUCACAAAAACACAUACACAUUAAAUGAUGAGAAGGUGUCACCAUUCACGAAGAUAAGCUGCAACAAAAAUGCACCGAAAAUGUCGCAACUGCAACUGCAAUAUUCGUGUCGCGCGCACUUCAUUGCACGAAAAAAAAAAUACAAAUGCAAAAAAACGUAAUAAUAGAAUGUUUGUUAAAUCGAUCACGAAGCAAAAUAUUAUCGUUUGUCGAGCAGACCACUGGUAUGUGUAUUGCUGGUUAGUAGUAUAAAUGAUCGGUUCACAGUGGGGUUGAUCUCCGCCGUCGCAACUGAAACGUGCAAUGCAAUAGUGUACUAUGUACUACUACUACCGAUACUGCUAAUGGCGGGUAGUGUAUUUUCUUUUCAACAUGGUACAAGCACUGGCAGCAAAAAUGUGUAAGUUAGUUUGUUAAAAUUUAAAUACUUGUGAUCACAAUUGGGGUAAGAAUAGUCAAAACACAAUCCUCGAAACUUUGCAAAACUCACGAUGGAUUAUUUAAAAAAAAAAAACACCCACACAUUCAUACCAGUUAAUGUUUGGAGCUGUAAGGGGAGCGCGAAAAAUCGUCUAUAAUAACACAAACUACCGAACACACAAUUAUCCUAUUGUGCACGUGUCGCUCGUGUAGUAUCGAGUAACAAUUGAUCGUGUUCGUUCAUCCCGACACGAAAGUGUGUUGAUGGAAAUUAGGUACACCCAACACGCCCCAAAAAGGUUUGGACCGAUUGUGACAAAGCAAAUAUAUGUCUAACAUCAGUUUAUUGUUCGUACAAACAGGGUUUUUUUUAGAAUGACACUCACGUAUCCAAUGCAAAAUCAACGUUAACGCGUAAUUGAAAGUAAAAAAACUCACACACAACAGUAACAGGCUUCAAAAAAGUUUACUUAUCGGACGUCACCAUGCUCUACGGUACGGAAGCGGCAUUCGCACAUUAAAAUAUAGCUUAAAAAAUCAUCAACCACACAAAUAUUAUGCGAGAAAAUCACGCAAUUGUGCAUGAAUGUUGAUUAGGUUUAUAGUGUAUAAGCUUCCGUUUUUUGAUAGCUGUUUGCGAUCACAUAAUGCACGCGCCACUGUGUCUCUAUUGAAAUGGCCGAUCCGAUAAGAUCCAAUAUGCACGUGUCAAAAAGUUGCGGUUUCCGCACGUCGGUCGAACAGACAGAAAGAGUUGUUAAACACGAAUAUAUAGAGAAAAGAAAACAAAAUGAAACGAAUAUGCAAUAGCCAGAAAAUAGGUUUUACAUUAAAAAUCCCAUGUUAAUCUUCAGAAAAAAACAAGUCCGUUUGGGAAUGAUGGGGAAAGCAGGACAGAGAAUGAUGGGUGUUGCAUAUAAGAAAAACGGCCCCGAAUCGAAUGGAAAAUUGGUUUUAAUUUAAAAAAAACGGAGAAGAAAGAAACAUAUAUUAUAAUAUUCACAAUCCCACGUUCACUAUGAGGAGCCAGCAGCUAGUGCGAUAGUGAGUGCCAAGGAUAUACAUUAGCCAAACAUGUUUGAUAAUGAUAACGAAAACCAACGAUUCCAUGAGUAAAAACAGUAGCAAAUGGCUAUUAAAGGAUGAUCGAUAGCAUAGCGAGCAAUUGUGCGCUGAAAAUGAUUUCAUUUUAACCUUUUUCUUCGCUCGGUUCGUUACUUAGCUUUUGUAUGUCAAACAAAUCAAACACGAACUGAACGAAGGAUCAAAGCAGAAAGGAAGGCGCGCCCCGCUACUAGUUAGCAGAUAGCGUGUAAGCAUGAUGAAUGAAAUGAAAAUUUGUUUAUCAAUCAAGUUUACUACACGAGAAAUCGAUAUCAAAUUCUCACUGGAAAAAAAAUGCAUAAAAGAUGGGAAAUGUACGAAGGGGCAAAAGAUUCGCACGUUAAACGAAAAAGGAUAACCAAAAAGAAAAAAACACAAACGAUAAACUUGCGAUUAGUUAGUCGACUAUGAUGAACACACACAAGAUCAUUCACAAGAUCACACUCAAUCACACACGCGUACACCCACUCACCAACACACAUACACACACUCACAUGUUUGUGUCACUGGAUCAUUGUGUCAGUCAGUAUGCAAUAUAGAAUGUUGGAUUUUUUCUACAAGAGAAACAUUAUAGACUUAUUAUCCAUUUUUAUUAUAAAAUAAUAAAGGAUCUUCCACAUAAAACAA
Messenger RNA from Anopheles funestus (African malaria mosquito), 8388 nucleotides. Its product is annotated as coiled-coil domain-containing protein AGAP005037. Bases 1785 to 5120 code for a protein of 1111 amino acids. NCBI's taxonomy places the organism in Eukaryota, Metazoa, Arthropoda, Insecta, Diptera, Culicidae. The record is from RefSeq and is a predicted model, not a curated record. Gene Ontology annotation, cellular component: cytoplasm. The transcript is spliced from 20 exons.